AGGCGCUUGACUUCGGUGAAACUUUUAGAAAAGACUGUCUUCCAUGGACUUCUCCAUCGGCAUCGUGCUCUUCCUGACCUUCGGCUGCAUCUCUUCCCGAAAAUAUAAAUCCGUCAUCUCAGUGGAGAAUGGAUCUCCUUGGGGGAAUUGGGGUCCAAGACACUUCUGUCCUAAAGGUUAUGCUCACGCGUUCCAACUGAAGGUACACGAUCACCAAGGUCCUCAAGCGUGGCAGGAUGAUACAGGCCUGAAUGGCAUCCGUCUGCACUGUACUGAUGGCGCAACCAUUGAAUCUCAAGUUGGAAAGUGGGGAACUUGGAGAGUGAAUGAUAGUUGCCCCGAAGGCAACCUGCAGCAAUUCUCUCUGCAGGUAGAAGAACCCCAAGGGCUCCUUGACGAUACAGCAGCCAACAAUAUCCGCUUCAGAUGUGAAUUUGGCAUUGCUCUGGGCGGUCGUGGACACAACUGGGGGAAGUUUGGGGCCUGGAGUAAGAGCUGUGCCCCUGGCUUCAUAUGUGGGAUAGUGACUAAGAUGGACGUUGACAACGGUGCUGGUGACGACACAGCCCUUAAUGAUGUGAAGUUCUACUGCUGUGACUGAACCACAAGAGACUCAGUCUCUUACAACACAGCUGCCUGUGUU
Hemicordylus capensis (graceful crag lizard) is the source of this 643-nucleotide messenger RNA. RefSeq names its product vitelline membrane outer layer protein 1-like. The transcript has 4 exons. The coding region runs from base 44 to 601 and encodes 185 amino acids. The record is from RefSeq and is a predicted model, not a curated record. NCBI's taxonomy places the organism in Eukaryota, Metazoa, Chordata, Lepidosauria, Squamata, Cordylidae.